AUGGAUUUACCGAGUGAUGUAAUUCAAAUGCAAAUCGCGGUUAAUCAAAAUUGCACUGUUCGAGGAAAUCAGGUUUUGCAGUAUUCUUCUUGGCAUUCGAAAGGUAGUAGUUUACGAGCAUUUCUUAAUACGAUUAACUAUGCCAAAAACGCUUUAGAGAAUUCGAUGGAAGCUGAUCUACCAAAUAUCGAUGUUAUAGAAAAGUCCCUUUCACAAGUUAUUUUUAUUGGAAGUGCUUCCGUGAAUAUCACUCGGGAACGCUCCGAUGACGAAUACUCAGAUAGUCUACAUGAAAUUAAGAGAUUAAUAGAGAAGAAAAUUCCUAUUCAUACAUUGUAUUUAAAUCAUUCGGCCAAAGAUAGCUUUCAGCAAAUCGCUACUCAGACAGGCGGACGGUGUGAGCAGCUCGAUAUUUUUUCCAGUCAUGGUGCUGAAUUACUUACUCAGUUUAUUACAGAAGAAGUGUUGAGAAAAGCAGCUGGAAUACAAGGAAAUAAUGCAGUUCAGUUGUAUCGGAGAAGUUAUGUGAAAUGA
This is a messenger RNA of Adineta ricciae, 534 nucleotides long. NCBI's taxonomy places the organism in Eukaryota, Metazoa, Rotifera, Eurotatoria, Adinetida, Adinetidae. The record is from the annotation of a GenBank genome assembly.